AUGGGCUCAAUGCUACCGGAAGAGCUUGCUAUUGCAGUCUGCCAGCAAUUGCUGGCUAGAGACUUGCAGAUUAGGCAACUGGCUCCUUUGCUCUGUCCCUCCAUUCCUUCUCCGCCUACAAUAUUUGUACACGGCCCCCAAGCGUCUGGCAAAUCGACUGUAGUUCGAGCAAUUCUCAAGGAGUAUGGGGCGCCGGUUGAGCCUGUUUUUCAGGCGAACACUUCUUCGAAACAGGGACGAAGAGCAAGGAAGCAAAAAGGAAACGGGGAACUGAGAGAAGACAAGCAGGAAGGCUAUUCCACCAAGCCACGCCUCUUCUAUUCGAUUAUCAAAGUUGCAGAGUGUAUUACUGCACGCCAUCUGUUGGUCAAGAUCGUGUCCAAUGUAAUCUCGGCGGUGCAAAACGCUGGGUCGCAGCUUAUCAUUGACGGCGCUGAGGAAGAAUGGUUCAAGAUUGUCGACAAGGUGCGAUGUGAACAUGUUAGCUCGUUACCAGGUGUUUUGAGUGAGAUUCUUGGGCGGACCCAGUGCCAGAAAUUCAUACUUGUUCUUGAUGGAGUUGACGACCUUCGAGAAGGCGGACAGAUGCUACUGGCGGCCCUAUCUAGGAUUGGAGAGCUGGCUGACGCGCAACCGUUUGAUUCCCAGGUCCCUUCGAUACGUGUGUUAUUUGUGUCGAGAUUCACACCUCGUCCGCUGUUCUUGCAAGUUGCUGGUGUACCACAUAUCUACUUCCCGCCGUACUCUCGCAAUGAAAUGAUUUCUAUACUUUCGAGGUUGUCGCCCCCAGCGACUAGUCUUCCUAAGGACAUUACAGCAAAGCUAUAUCCUUCGUUCCUAUCCACGUUGUAUGACUCCUUGAUUGGCCCUGCGGCAGGAACAGUGCCAGUUUUCCGGUCUGCCUCCGAAAAAUUAUGGCCGCGGUUUGUUGCGCCGAUUGUAGAUGGAGAGUCUCCACCGGGCCGCGAAUGGGAUUUUUCUCGACUCCUUGUUAAGAACCGGACUUUGUUCCAGCAACAAGGAGAGCAUCUACUUCUUCAUCACGUUGUAUCGGAACCCAUAUCAUCGAGCAAAAAUGGGUUCUCGCUCCUUGCAAAAAAGAAUAACGCAAGCCAGCUCCCGGAGUUGCCUUAUCUACCAACUCUUGUGCUGACCGCGGCUUUUUUGGCAGCGUAUAUACCUCAGCGCCUCGACACUGUGCUCUUCUCGAAAUUUACAACUUCAAAGAAGAAACGAAUCCGACGUCGAGGCCGACUCAACCUCACCUCCCAGAUAGCAAAUCAUGAUCAAGGCCCCGACGAUCCGACGCAAACACCAAGCAAAACCAGCAAGAAAGCAGGUGCGCAGUCACGAGUCAAUAAAUCUACGCCAGCUUCCUCUUCUUCUAGGCUAUUUGGCACUCGUAAAGGAGUCACAAAUUUCCUGACACCACGGCCAUUUUCACUGGAACGCCUCUUUGCAAUAUACCAUGCAAUCGACCCAAACCCGUCAUUUUCUGCACUUCCUAUAGCAGAUGCUGUUGCUCCGGAAAUAGCUACACUGCAACAACUCAGAUUGCUUGUGCCUGCGUCGUCUGCAGCGGCUACUUCUGGCGGUGCGAUUGACGGUGGGGAGAAAUGGAGUUUGAACGUGAAUAUCACGGUUAGUUCUAGCGCUUCAGUCAAUGAAGAGUGGAUCGUGGACAUGGCUCGGGGUAUCGGAGUCGAUAUUGAUGAGUAUUUGGCGACUGAUUGA
Molecule: messenger RNA, 1734 nt
Organism: Uncinocarpus reesii 1704
Lineage: Eukaryota; Fungi; Ascomycota; Eurotiomycetes; Onygenales; Onygenaceae
Exons: 3
Coding region: 1-1734 (577 amino acids)
Biological process (GO): DNA replication initiation; DNA replication
Cellular component (GO): nuclear origin of replication recognition complex; nucleus
Molecular function (GO): DNA replication origin binding
Source: RefSeq, a predicted model, not a curated record